UCUGAUGCGUGUCGCUAUCAUCAGGGGCCCUGGUGAUUCAAAGAGGAACAAAAAGCUUCAUUGAAAAUACAUAGACCAAUUUGGAAUCCCAACACUUGAUGCGAAUUGCCUUGAUACGUCAUUCGAAAAUUUGUCUCACUUAGAACAACAGGAAGAAGCCCCGGGCGACAGUUUAGUUUUGGUGUCACUAAAGCGGAACGGCGGUCACUCAAUCACAAAGAAGCGUUUGUUUCCAGUUUUGUUUAUUCCAUGACGUUAAAAGAUAUCAACGGCAAAUUUUGCGGUUCGCUCGCCUGUAUAAAAGAGACGCUCGCUUUGACGAAGCUAAGAAAUCAGAUAGUAGAGUGGCUUAAACAAGACAAGAACGAUGGCAAAAAGAAAUCAAAUUCUAUUAACGAUAAUCUCCAUGCUGCUCGUGGCAUUUCACGAUGCAGUUUCGCAAAGCUGCACGGAUUCUGAGCAGGAAAGUUAUUGCAAAUAUUGGAAAUCAAAAGGCUACUGCGCUGCUGGUAGCGACUACAGACCAUAUCUGGAAAGUGUUUGCAGAAAGACGUGUGGCUUCUGUGUCGACCCUUGCCUAAACAAACCCUGCAAGAACGGUGGCGUGUGCCAAAGUAGUGGUGCGACCUUCACUUGCUCCUGUACAAGAAGAUUCGAAGGGAAAACAUGCGAAAAAGAAAAACCCUGUCUCAACACAGCAAAGUAUAUGGGUUCCUGUGCUAAUUGGAAGAAAAAUGGCUUCUGCAUCCCCAAGUCUCGUUAUUAUGGUUUUAUGCAAGAUCACUGUCCUUUGGAAUGUGGCUUCUGUAAAUUAUCGAUAAUCGAAGUUAAGAAACGCUGCUUCAACUCAAAACAAUAUGCAUCAUAUUGCCCGUCAUGGAAGAGUAAAGGUUUUUGCGACUCUGCUUCAAAGUACUACGGCUUUAUGCAAGACCACUGCAAUCGUGAAUGUGGCUUCUGUAAAGACUCUUGUGAAGACCAUGGAAGUGCAGAUUACUGUACCAAAUACCAACCAUACUGCAAGCACUCAAUGGUUGGUGAAAUAGUUUCAAAAAACUGCCGAAAGACGUGUAAAGUAUGUCAAGACACUCCAGCUUGUGGCAAGGGAUUGGACAAAGUAUUUCAGUUUCGAGUUGUUGGAGGAGAAAAUGCAAUCAAGAACUCAUGGCCGUGGCAGGCUCUCAUGUUAAAGAAUGGUAAAUUUGACUGUGGUGGGACACUUAUUGCUAAAAAAUGGGUAGUGACUGCAGCACAUUGUCUCCGUGGUGGUAUAGUGGCAAAAGAUUUGAAAAUUAUUCUUGGAGACCAUGACAGAACCAAAAGUGAAGGUACAGAGCAAGAAAUAGAUGUUUUAAGGAUUGUGAGGCAUCCAAGUUACAGUUACCAAACUAAAGAAAAUGAUAUAGCACUUCUUGAGCUAGAAAAGGAUGCAGUACUGAAUAAGUAUGUUGGAAUUGCCUGCUUGCCAACAUCAGAUCCUGUACCAUAUCACAGCUUAUGCUACAUUACAGGUUGGGGACGUACCCAAGGUUUUGGAUCUUCGGCUAACAUAUUGCAAGAAGCAAAACUUCCAGUAGUCACUAACAAAAACUGUUCUUUAUUAAAUGGAAAGGAGAGGAUCAGUAAAGGCAUGGUUUGUGCUGGAUAUGGCCUAGAUUUUAGCCACAACCAAUCUGGUUGUAACGGUGACAGUGGUGGCCCUUUUGUUUGUGGUAACGGUGACAUUUGGACUUUGCAAGGGGUUGUCAGUUGGGGAUCUUCAAGGUGCAUAUCUAGUGAAAGCUUCACAGUUUUUGCCAGAGUCAAAUUUUAUAUUGACUGGAUAAAAAAGACAAUUUUGUGAGAUGCUUUGUAGCAAAAUAGUUGUGAUGUAUCAGAUUAGACAAAAUUAGGCCCUGUUAACACCAUACUGGAUAAUCAAUUAUCAAACUACUUUGUAAAGAUUAUUCUAUAACCAAUGACCCCAGAAAACAAGAGGGAGGUUAUUCAUCAAAAGAUUUUAAUACUUUUUGAGUAGGAAGCAGCUCUUCUUCUACUCAUGAAGUUAUUGUGGAUAGAGUACCAUAUUUCUCGGCCUCUUAAUCAAGUUUCACAAAAUACAGGUGAAAAGUCGACCUCAACUUAUAUGACAGUGACAUGUUAUCGCUAAAACUUUGUAUUUAGUUACAUGCUUUUAUUCAUAAGUGCUACAUAAGUGCUGGAAUUUUAUGCAGAAAAGAAUUCCUUUUGAAAAAAAGAUUAGAACAACUUAUAAUAGGAGAGAGUGAACUACAGUUUUAGAAGUAAAAUGGUUGCUCUCACAAGUUCUGUAAUUUUUGUCAGCCAAAACUCAAAAUGAAUUGAAACAUUUUUGAAUUUAGAAGCAGCAAAAACUUGUAUUAAUUUUUAAACUUACUAAAUAAAAUAUCAAGCGUUUGCAAGAGCAAGUUUUGGGGGUCACCUUAUUUGCCAGGUAUUGCUAAAAGUGUAUAUUUUUAACCAAAAAUGAAGACUUAGAAGACUUGGGUUGGUUUACAUGCCAAGAAAUGCAGUAAAUUAUUUUUUCACAAAAAGUGAAGAAUAUUGUCUUGAAAUAUUUAAUUCCCAUUAACUUUUAUGUUGUGAAGUACAGGGUCUUGUUUUCAAAAUUAAAAUGACCAUUGUAAGUUUCCUAUCUCUAUGGUUUUUUGUAAGGCAACAUAGUUUGAAUCUUAAACUCACAUUUUGUGCAUUUAAGACUUUUUAAUAAUGACUGUAAGAAGACUUAGUUAGGUAGAAAAAUAAAUUAGGCACAAUUUUGAAACAUUUUUAAAGGACUGUCCUAUUGUAAAUCUACAAAUUUUCAUAAUUUCUAAAAAAAAUUGCAGCAAAAACAGUAUUGUAUGUUUUACAUGCCAUUUAUUAGUUCCUGUCUUAUCUGUGAAUUUCUGUGUAAGCAUGUAGUUUGCAGACUUGAAUUUCUGGCUUCAAUCAACUUUGUAUAAUUCCUGUAUACCUUUGCUUUUCUAGGGCAAGUAGGUAGUAUUUCUAAAUGUUGUAAUCAGUUAUUACUGGAAUAGAGCUUUUUCGUGUGUUUAGAACUUAAGAAGAAGGCAACACUAAUACUGAAUUAGGUAUAAUUUUCUUCUCUUGAUUCAUUAAUGUUAUUAGAAUGAUAACAUUACAUUCUACAAAAUUUAUAUAUACACACAGAAAUGCCAAAAACCAUUGGGGUCCUAGAAAUGUUCCUUUUGUAGAUUUACCAAAGGGUAUUUCUACCAUAUUUCUUAGCCCUUUGGUUGAUAUGCUGACUGAAACUUUGAUGGCUUUGGGAUGAUUUCAUAUGCCAUUGAUUCAGCAGCGAAUGGCUGUGCCAAUUCCCAUAAACACUCCAAAUGUACCACCUCCUUGCAGCAUAACUUUUCCAAUGCUUGAUACUAAUUCUCUCCCACGUAGCCCCAUUCUACAAUCAAGUAUAAAUCAUUAUAAUUUUUCAUAUUGAAUUUUAAAACAAAUAUACAAAAGCAUGUCUCAAGGAAAAAAGCCUGUAAUUAUAAACUAGAACAAUGUGAAGUGGAAUUAAUAAAAUCAGGACAAAAACUUAAGAUUCAAAUAAAUUAACACUAAUGAAAUGUUUUUCUUCAUCCCAAAAAUCAAUAAGCAUUGAUAAAGGUUUCAACAGACCAGUAAACAAAUUGUUAAUCACCAAUGCAACCUACAACAAUGCAAAUACAGAAAAAGAUUAACAUUGUUCUGUACUCAAAUGUUUCUUUUCAUUAUCUUUUUUUUUGUUAUUCAUUGGUCAUAGAAAUAAGACUAUUAAUCACUUGAUUCUUUAAACAAAUACUCAAGUUAAACAUGUCUGUUCCAGGCCAUUCAAUCUAAAUUGUUUCAAUGAAUAAAUGUUUAGCCAACAGAAACUGAUUAAACCGGAUUAUAAAGAAGUGAGGUUUAAAGUAUCACUGGUUCCGAAUCUAUAAAGGAGCUUUUCUCCUGGUAGAAUCAAAGAAUUCCCAAAACUGCAAAGAAGUAAAUUCAUAUUUGACAGUGAAACUGUGGAGUUUCUAGUGAUGGCAACUGUUUCCUUACUUGACCUUGAAACUGCAAGGAGUUUUCUCCUGUCAGUAAAAUUCCUGUUUUACCCAGUAGAUGUCAAGAAGUGAAACCUUAUGGCUAACAGCAGUAUUACCUAUAUUCACAAAAGUUUUCGAUUUUGGAGAUAAUACUGAUUAAAACAGUAAAAUAAAUAACUCACAAAAGAGAUUUUUACCAUCUUAUAGUUCUGUUUCUUCUUGUUAAUCUUCUCUUUUAAAAUAUCUACACAAAUUUUCUCUAAGCUGGUGACAUUAUAAAUUUAUUUACUUAUUUGACCUCAAACUAAUUGACCUCACUUUAGAUGUUUUUACUUCAAGCAAUCCAUUAAUCUUUGUGCAGCAUGUUUAAAAGUUGGAUUACUAUGGAAAGCAUAUGUAUUUUUCUUCAAGAUUUUACUCAUUUGCUUUCUAAAAACUUCGGCAUGGGAUAACAAAGGAAGAUUGAAAUACAACAAGCCAGGUUGUACUUUUUGUGGUUUGCUUUAAUGUAGUGGCCUACUUUCUAGAGUUACAAAAAAUUAACUUAUUCUGACCCCUUUUUGUAUUUGACACUGAGUGCUACCAACAUAAACCCCAGGCUUUAUACCUUUGUUCCCUGUGUCUCCAUCACAUUUUACAGCUGCACACAUGUCAUAGCAUAGCUUUUUAAAAAUGUCUACAUACAUAGCAGAUCUUUAAAAAGUGUACAAAACAGCUAAAUUGUGUUGCAACAUAGUUUGUGAGGAAGAAACAAUUUCUGCCAAUGUAGGGAGGUGGUCUUAGAGGAGUUGUAGAAAAGGAUGUCUUACAGGACUAUGUCAUUAGACUACUGUGUAGCAAAGGCCUUUUUGGGUGAACAACAGGUACACAAAUAAGCAGGUAAUCACAACCAUGUCUACUGUGCAAGUCUUGAAUUGCAAAAAUUCUGCUUGCUUAAAGAAAACAAUAAAAUUAUAUAAAAUUAUUGUCUCUUUGACUUUAUUGCAACCUGUCGUGAAAUUUUGGAUGCAAGACCGAAAAACGAAGUGCUUUCUUUCCAUUUUUGCAGCUAAAGACAAAGAAUCUCGCAAAUUGCACCAACAAAUCUACCUUGCUUUCUUAUCCAAAAUUAUCUCCAUCCGAAAAGAGAAAUGGAAUAUAUUCCCCUUUCGAUAAAGCUUAUUAUCCUUAACUGAUUAUGUAUCUAAGCUCUGUUCGAAAGCUUAGAUAGUAACUAAGAAAUUAUAGUAGAUUUCUAUACCAUAAAUCACUAUACAGGGGCGGCGUGGGGUGGUAUUAAAGGUAUUAGUCUAAUACCAUUUUAUUUUCAAAGGAAGGCGACUUUGGGUCUCUGAGAUUGCAGGAAAUUUAUUUUGCUUUUUGUACGCUGCCACUUUUUCACAACAAUUUUAUCGAUGCGACCAGCUCUAUUCAUAUAGCCAAGCAAUAUUCGCUUUUCUGUUCGUUGAAUGAAAGCUUUCCUAAUCCUCAUUGAAAUCUUUGAAAAGUGUAAUCCAUGCUGUAAUCAGCAGCCCUGGCCAUGGUAUUAGCCUCCAAAAACUAAUACACUGCCCCGAAAUUUCUUUUGUCUGUUGUGGUCUGCAUGACGUGAAUUUCUCUUGUUGAGCCAUGGUCGAAGAAUGGGUGAACAGCAGUCAGGUAUUAGUUUUUCAUUUCUAAUACUACGAGGGCCACUGUCAGUGGAAGGGACGGUGGAAAGAGCCCCAGCUCUAUUCUAAGGCCUCAGCUUAUAGAAAAAAUAUUUCUGGAAAUUAACUUUAUGAAUUUACAAAAUGUAGCUGUACUUUUGCUAGCAAUGCCUUUGGAUGGCUAAUUUGAUUGACAAAAUUUAGACACUGAAUAUAAAGAGCAACAGUCAUGAAAUAAUUUGUUUAAGCUAAAGGCAGUUGUAAAAGUUGUUUUGUAUGAACUGUAUGUUUUGUAAAACUUCGAUUCUAUAUGAUUGUAGAGUCAUAGGCAACAUUCUCACAUUAUUUCUCUCGGUUUCUCAAAUCAAAUGAUACAUCUUACGUUUUUUUGCUGCAUUACUCUAAAGUAAAUCGCUCGCUUAAUCGUAAUAGAAUCUCAUUCGCGGGCCAAAAGCCUCAUGGUAUUAGAAUUAAUGGGCUAAUACCUUGGGGCUCCAUUACUGGGCAGCAAACCGCUGUAUCAAAACACGAUUUCGCUCGAGUAAUUUGCCGCAGCCAUAAUUCAUUUGUAUUUCGUAGGACCGAUCCUUCACCCAAAACUAGUAGGAUGAACUACGUUACCACAGGGUCAUCAGUGUCUGGGGGGAGACAACGGGGGCCAGUGCCUUCAAAUAAGUUUGUAAGAUAUGGUAUUGCCAAAAGCUAUUUUAAACCAUCAUAUCGAAAAGGUCAUUUUGCCCACCUUCUUAAAUAAGAACAUAUAAGCUCCACCCCUGUUAAAUAGUUUCAGGACCUUGCAGGGGGACCUUCUUAUGUCUUAAUUUCGGAGGCUAAUACCAAUACUUUUCUACUCCCAGCCGCCCCUGUCACUAUAACUGUGCUAAAGGCUAAGAGCCUGUCACAGAUCUUUGGAGUGACUUCAUCCUGGACAGACCACUCUACUGACAGACCACUGUACUGACAGACCACUCAUGUCAAGUCAAACUCUAAAUAAUAACGAGUGUAACACCCAACUGAUAGAUAAUGAAUGUCAGAAAAAUAGUCUGUCCUUGGAAAAGCCACUCCAUACCCAGAUUGGAAUUUUUGCCUUGUGCAGGGGAUAAAUCCCCCGCGCACACCAAGUUUCAGCCACUAUUGCAGCCGCGCAAUUUUUGCUAAAUUGAUUCAUCCAGCUGCACAGGAUUCUUCUUUAACUGAAAACUUAUCUUGUAUGUACUUUUUGCUUGUGUGCACAUGAGGCUGGUUUGUAAAUGCUUAUCUUUGGUAUAUUGUUUUUAUCGCCACUAAUGAAGUUACUAAUGUUUUUCUCUGAAAUGUAUACCCAAAAGUUACACUGUAUUUUUAUGGUAUUUGGUCUCAGCCGCACAAAAUUUUUAUCUGUGCUAUUUGCAAAUGCGCAACUUUCAUGGACAUGAAACAGAUCCUCCGCGCAUCUUUCACAGAUUCCAUUCUGGCAGUCCAUACUCAUUGUAUUUUCUCAAAAAUAUAAGGUUGUUGUCUUAAUUUAAGCUACUGAAAAAAUUUCGUCUUUGCAAACAAAGUAUUUCUUCUCUCCAAAUAAAUUGUCCAAAUGAUUCUUGAAAGAAUUUAGCGUGUGGUCUAGCUGAGCAAGUUAGUUUCCAAUAAUCAUGUUUUUUAUCGAGCUUAAAAAAUCGAGGAAUGCAAAUCGGCCCAGCUAUAAAAAACAACGAGGAAAGAUAAAUUCCUUAACGAAAGCCGCCUUUUAUUUCUGGAAUGAGAUCAUUAACAACCAAAAUGGAAAAUUACAGUUUUUACGGUUGUUUCUAUUGGAUUUACUACCUGAGUGCCGAGUAGGUCCCGAAGAGAGCUGCUGAGCUCAUGCCAACAGCACAACCAAUCAUGAAUCCUAGCUUCACACGAUCAAAGCAAGAAGGCUGCGGUGCUCGUUGCAUUUUGUAAACUAUAUUUCUAGGUAGCUUAUGUGCUUCGAGAUAUGCUCGCCACGCACUAGACCUUGGAUCUGUACUUCCAGCAUCUUAAACCCGUCUCAAUAUGAAACAAAUUCUGCCUCUUCUCCAGAAAGCCUCUUUUAGGCAAAUAACCUCGUAAGCGGCGGGGAAUUCCAAAUGGCCGUUUGAUUUUUAUCUUGUGGCAAUGCUUGCCCCUUUCCUUUUACGACGAUUUCAGACAAUAACAAGAGGGACGCGUACAAUAUUUGAGAUGAGGAUACCGGACAGAUGGCUUGAAUAUUCUCGGAUAGGAGAAAGAAUUGCUGGCUCUCCAUUCAUUUGCUUUAAAACACCUUUGUCAGAGAAAUAUAGUAACAAAUACAGCCAUGUCUAUGGACUCAAAGAAGAUGAAGAGUUUACUCCUGCCCAGCUAUGCAGAAUAUUGACAGCAGAAGGCUACAGACUGGGAAUGGUCAUUGAUCUCACAAAUACCUAUCGCUACUAUGAUGGUGUUCAAG
This is a messenger RNA of Rhopilema esculentum, 8087 nucleotides long. Its product is annotated as coagulation factor IX-like. The record is from RefSeq and is a predicted model, not a curated record. Gene Ontology annotation, molecular function: calcium ion binding; serine-type endopeptidase activity. Gene Ontology annotation, biological process: blood coagulation; proteolysis. Lineage: Eukaryota; Metazoa; Cnidaria; Scyphozoa; Rhizostomeae; Rhizostomatidae.